Octopus sinensis (East Asian common octopus) is the source of this 842-nucleotide messenger RNA. RefSeq names its product mannose-P-dolichol utilization defect 1 protein. The coding region runs from base 11 to 757 and encodes 248 amino acids. The transcript is spliced from 5 exons. The record is from RefSeq and is a predicted model, not a curated record. NCBI's taxonomy places the organism in Eukaryota, Metazoa, Mollusca, Cephalopoda, Octopoda, Octopodidae.
GUUUCUCACAAUGGCGGGUCUUGUUGACUUCGUUAUUUCUCUGAUCCAAUUAAUCUGUCCACAGCCAUGCUUUGACACAUUUUUCGUGCACUAUGAUUUCUUUCAUAUUGACUGCAUAAAGCUGACCGUCAGCAAAAUAUUCAGCUAUGGUAUCAUCAUUGGUUCCGUGUUAGUGAAACUACCUCAGAUUAUCAAGAUCGUCAACUCCAAGAGCGGUAGAGGAAUUAAUUUAUUUAGUGUCACCAUGGAGCUAGGAGCCAUAAGUGCUUCUGUCUCUUAUGGAUAUGCUUCAAAAUUCCCAUUCAGUUCUUAUGGAGAAUCAAUCUUCUUGGCAGUGCAGACACUUAUUGUUGGGAUGCUGGUGCUAAGUUACCAGCGGCAGAGCUUACACGUGUUGCUGUACCUAGGGACCUACUGCACUAUAAUGAGUGUAUUGCUCUCGUCAAUGAUGCCAUAUGCGUUUCUGAAAUUCUUGCAGACGUCCAUUAUUCCUGUCAUCACAUUCAGCAAGUUACUUCAAGCCUUCGAAAACUACAAAAACCAGAGCACAGGACAGCUAUCUGCUAUUACUAUAUUCCUGUUGUUUGCUGGAGCUUUAGCUAGGAUCUUCACAUCAAUGCAGGAAACCGGUGACAGUCUGUUAAUGACAACAUUUAUUGUGUCCGCCUCUCUCAACGGUCUGAUAGCAUUCCAGUUGCUUUAUUACUGGAAUUCUACAAACGCCAUCAACGCAAAAUCAAAGCCGAAGACUUCCUAAGGAUUCAGAAAGAAUUAUGACUAAUAAUAAUUAUAAUAAUAAUAAUAAUAAUAAUAAUAAUAAUAACAAUAACAGCAAUAACAAU